Molecule: messenger RNA, 912 nt
Organism: Maniola jurtina (meadow brown)
Lineage: Eukaryota; Metazoa; Arthropoda; Insecta; Lepidoptera; Nymphalidae
Exons: 3
Coding region: 229-672 (147 amino acids)
Biological process (GO): positive regulation of voltage-gated potassium channel activity; sleep; regulation of synaptic transmission, cholinergic
Source: RefSeq, a predicted model, not a curated record
CGGCCUCAAUCAUACUUUAAUAAGAUGGAACACGACACUUCAAAAGGUUUAAUCAGUUCAUUCACAUCUCGUUCGGCUCCUCCACGGAAUAAGGAUGUACAUUGUACUUGGCUAAGUUAGCGGCCUCACAAAACGCAUCAGUCUGUAAACGUCGCGAUACUUAUACACAACUCCGAAUUAUAUGUUAUUUUAUAUAAUAAAAAUAUUAAUUAAUUGCGGGAAGUAAAAAUGACGCUAAAGAUCGUACUUUCAAUCUUUGUUCUCACGAUUUUUAUUCGAUUCGGCGCGUCGAUCAAGUGCUACGAAUGCAACAGCGCGAACAACUCGAUGUGCUUGGACCCCACCAUCUACGACACGGAGACUAUCCAGAAGUACCUGCGGAGCGCGGAGUGCGAGCGCAGCGUGCUGGCCACGGCGCAUGCCGGCAAGCCCAUGUUCUGCAGGAAGAUUUUACAGACGAUCCUCAACAAAGGCCACGAGCCGGAGGUCCGCGUGACGCGCGGCUGCGGCUGGGUGAAGCACCGCCGCGACUGCUACAAGGCGGACAACGAGGACCACCUCGAGACCGUGUGCCAGUGCUUCAGCGAUAACUGCAACGGAGUUGAUAACCUGACCUACAGUUUACUGACUGUCCUCACCGUCACUUUAGGCAGAAUAGUAUUAGUACUGUAAGAAAUCUUCAAACAUCUACGUUCCCGCGCAUAUUCAAAAGUUCCCACAUUCAAAAUGUUCGUAGGCUCGCUGCCCAAAAAUUGAAAUAACGUAAUUUGAGCUGAGUAACAUAGGUACUAAUAUAAUGAUUAUGUGCGAAUAAAAAUAUUGUCAGUUUGUACUUUGUUGUUGCAAUAAGUUAAUUAAUAAGCAGGGUAAUAUUAAUAAUAUUAUACAAAUAAAAUUAUUGUUUUGAAAUUA